Micropterus salmoides (largemouth bass) is the source of this 4956-nucleotide messenger RNA. RefSeq names its product Rho GTPase activating protein 46a (gene arhgap46a). Gene Ontology annotation, biological process: signal transduction. The coding region runs from base 145 to 3597 and encodes 1150 amino acids. The record is from RefSeq and is a predicted model, not a curated record. Gene Ontology annotation, cellular component: cytoskeleton; cytoplasm. NCBI's taxonomy places the organism in Eukaryota, Metazoa, Chordata, Actinopteri, Centrarchiformes, Centrarchidae. Gene Ontology annotation, molecular function: protein binding; GTPase activator activity. The transcript is spliced from 10 exons.
AGACUCCAUAUCGGAUUCACCACCGGAGGACCGUCCCGUACUCACUCAUCGGACCGCUCUGUGCGCUCAGAAAAUUAACGCGCUCAGGACACCUACCAAACAACGUUUCCCCUUUGUGUACGCCUUGUUUACAAUGUGAAGAAAAUGGCCGGGAAAAGUUCUGAUUGGGUGGAGAUCCUGGAACCACGCUCCCGUGAGCGUAUGUAUGUGAAUUUGGCCACCGGUGAGUGCGGCUGGGAUCCCCCUCCAGGUGUUCCUGUUCGCCAGGCCGACGGCAACCAGUGGUGGGAGCUGUUUGACCAGCACAGUGGCCGCUUCUACUACUACAACUCUACCGGGCGGCGUACAGUCUGGCAUCGACCCCAGGGAGCCGAUAUUGUGCCCCUCUCCCAGCUCCAGGCCAUGAGGCGAUGCAGUGAGGCCAAGCGGGCUGGAGGAGGCGUGGACAGGCCACACCAUGGGACCACGGGGAGUACCAGCAGUGUAGGGAGCCAGGGGCGCUGCACCCCUCUGCCCGAAUAUGACGGCGACAGUCCUGUCCCCAGAGCUCUGGAGACCAAUGAGGAGGCCGCCACCUCUGAGCUGGACCCUGCAGUGGAUAGCAGAUUGCAGGGAGAUGGAAGCGGCACCGAACACAGCACAGAUGGCAGUAAAGACCCACAGAGGGAUGCUUCUCAAAGAUGGCAGCCUACACCUGGUUCUAAGGCAGCCAUGUUAGUGAAGGUGAACAGUAUGAGCCGUAGCCAGCCUAGCCCAGCUUUGCAGCAACAGCAGCAGCACCCCCAGCACAGUGCAAACAGCAAAGCCAACACCUUCACCCUGCACCCCCCUGGCAACAAGACCCAAGGAGGACACUUAAUCUCUACCCAGGGAUAUAAAACUGCCCCGUCUGGCAAAAUGGCCACCGACGCACGUCAGGCUCAUCACCUGAGAAAAGCUAGCAAUGGCAGCUUCUGUUUGGUGACAUCAGACAGUAGCCAUCCCAGUCCACUCCUUCACAGGUCACAGACCAGCACACCACGCCCUGUCUCUCCUCAGUAUGGUUGCACUGUCCCAAUCUAUGACGAGCCAGUUUCAGACUGUCCCAUAUAUGAUGAACCCCCAACAGACAUGGAGGUAGAGGGGGCGCACUUGUACAAUGGACAGCCUCUGUCUCGCCUGACACCUACCCAUAGCCUCCAAAAGCCCAGACACCUCCAGCAUCCUGGUUCAUCUCAUUCAGGGUCCAGACACAAGAGGAAUCCUUCUGCCUCUGACUAUAGCCCAGCUGGUCUGGAGUGCAUUAAGCACAUGGUCAACGUGGAUCCCAAACAGGGGCUCCUAUCCAGCUCCCCUGUACCCACACGUACCCCUUCCCCUACCUCAAGGCAGGAUCCUGUCUUGACCCAGCCUCAGGCACAUCCACAGCCUCAGGUCCACUCUUUGCCCCAAGCUCGAGGACAGUUGAGGGACAGAGAGCCAGGGACUCCAGGCCCAAGUACACUGGACAAGAAACAAAGCUGGCGGGUCCUUGAGGCCACUGUCCAACGUGCCAUGGAGGCACGACACAGCAGGCAGAGUAGCCAGGCCUCGCAGGACUUCCCCUCCUCAACCCCACAGGCCACAGCAAACUAUCAAGACUCUGGUUACUCCACCGGCCCCUCCCCAAGUCUGAGAAGAAAGAGCAGGAGGAGGGUGGGUGGCGGUGGUGGUGCAGGAGGCAGGCCGGGGUCGGUAGGCAGCAGCGGGGAGCUAUGCGCCCUCAAUGAGCGGCUGAUGGCCGAGAUGAGAGAGGUGGUUAGUCGCUCCAACACCAUGAGGGAGGUAAGAGCGGGGCUGGACCCGGAGAUGGGGGAGAGGGUUGUCAUACCUCGGACGCGUUCCCCUGCGGACUCACUCAGGUGGUAUGGAGGAGGGGGAGGGGGGUCAGCAGGCAGGUGCGCAUCACGUGAGGACCUCAGCCCCCGGUCACUGAGUAGGGCAGGUAACCAUGGCAACCCUGCGCUGACCCCUCUGGAGAUACCAGGGAGGCAGAAAAGGACCUAUGAAAAGGUGGACACCUUGGAGAUGAGUGUGAAUAGCCAGGCCAGCCUAUCCUCACCAGAGACCCCAGGACCACCCUCCCAGGCAGGCACCCUUGAGCUGCAGGCUCAGUUGGAGAGCAGGAAGAAAGGCAUGGUGGAUGGGCGGACCGCUUCCCUGGGCCCCCACCGCCCUGCCAACCAUGACAACCGAGAGGGAGGUGAUGGGGCAGGGGGAAGAGCACGAGGAUCCACUUUCCAGCUCUCCUACGCCACCCUGCGGCAACCCCCGCCCCCCGAAAUGGGCAUGGAGGACUGGGCCAGCAAGCACCUCAACAUGCACACGCAAGGUCUGUUCCGUCGCCGUGUCUCCAUCGCCAACAUGCUGUCGUGGAAUCGCGGAUCCAUCAAAAAGCCCAUGCUUGUCACCAGCAACCGCGCUGUCAGGAAGGAGGCCUGCGAGAUGUUCAAGCUGGUGCAGGCCUACAUGGGAGACAGGCCUUCACGUCUUGACCGCCGUCACUGUGCCCUGCUCAUUGUGACCAAGUGCUGGGACAUGCCGGGCCUGCGGGACGAGCUGUACGUGCAGCUGGUGAGGCAGACCACAGGCAAUGCCAGCCCAAGAAGCUUGGCGGCAGGCUGGGAGCUGAUGGCUGUCAGCAUGGCGUUCUUCGCCCCCUCGCCCAAGUUCCGCUGCUACCUGGAAGGCUACAUCCAGAGACACACGGAGCCCACCAGCGACAAGAAAUGUGAGUCUCAGACUGAGCAACAGGUGACUCAGUUCAUAUUGGAACAGCAGGAACUAAAGCUGAAGAAGAAUUCAAAGUCCAGAAAGAAGCGAAAACAGAAUACAGAGGAGGAAGAAGGUCUGCCUAUCAGCACAUAUGCCAAGUUCUGCCAUCGGAAACUGCAGAAAGUGGCGAUCACCGGAGGCAAAAAGGGUCUACGUAAGCCCACCUUGGAGGAGAUCGACCACAGUAGGCGGGCCAUCGUCACUCCCUCCCUGUUUGGCAGUUCUCUGGAUGAGGUGAUGGAGAGGCAGAGCGAACUAUUCCCAGACAGGAAACUGCCCUGGGUGCAAGUUCAGCUUUCCCAGUAUGUUCUGGCUCUGGGCGGGGCUCAGACAGAGGGCAUCUUCAGAGUGCCUGGUGACAUUGACGAAGUGAACGCGUUGAAGCUCCAAGUAGACCAGUGGAGGAUCCCAGAGAAUCUUUCUGACCCCAAUGUUCCCGCGUCGCUAAUGAAGCUGUGGUACAGGGAGCUGGAGGAACCUCUCAUCCCGAUGAACUUCUACACUCAGUGUGUCAGUAACUGUGACGACCCAGUGUCGGCCAUCGCUGUGGUCCAGUCUCUGCCUGAGCUCAACAGGCUGGUGCUCUGCUACUUCAUCCACUUCCUGCAGGUUUUCGCUCAGCCAUCCAACGUGGCUAUAACAAAGAUGGAUGUGAACAACCUGGCCAUGGUGAUGGCCCCCAAUUGCCUUCGAUGCCAGUCCGAUGAUCCGCGGAUCAUCUUUGAGAACACACGGAAGGAGAUGUCCUUUCUGAGGAUGCUCAUCGUUCACCUGGACACCAGUUUCAUUGAAGGGGUGGUGUAGAUACUGUAAACCACAGAGCCCACCUUGGGAGCUGAAUCAACCCUCCAGCAUCUCCAGUGACACAUUUACAAUCAUGCAUAAACACUGUUUCUGUUCAGACCACACUGGAAACUCUUGGGGUGAGAUAUUAACACCUCUUACAACACAAGCAGUGACAGCUUGGAUUUUGGACCCUUGUUCUCAUUUGCUUUCUUACUGAGGGACAAAACACACCACCUUAGGUUUCACUGUGUUUUUUUGAUACUAAAAUCCAGUGGCUCACUUUAAUGACUAUUUUCUAACUGCUACAUGUGAAAACAGAUUUACUCUUUCAUUUCUUCCUUAAUGGGAAGUACUCGUUUCCUUGGACAACUAGGCUGUGUAAAGUGAGAGAGUCUUACAGUAUUUACUUCACUUGCAAAACAAGAGUAAAGACAACAGUGUUGACACGCCACUUUUUUUGUACUCUGGUUUCACUCAAGUGUGUUUGUGUGUGUGAUUGUCAGUGUGAACGAAAGACAUCACCUUAUUUUUGUCAUUUACAGAAAAUAUGGAAAAGUAAAAGAGCUUCUGCACGGUGUUUUAUUAAUAAGCUUGCCUGUGCUGUUUUGAGUAGUUGUACUGAUAGCCGCCUCGUAUUUCAUUUUACGAGACGCAGUAAGACGUGCCGCCACAACUAUUUUGACAGAGUACAGAGCCAAAGCACAAACUGGAAAGAUGCGCAGAAAGCUCUUUUUAACUGAUAGUGGCUAGAAAAUAAACUUGGAAGGGCUUUGCUUUUACAGCUCUGAACACUCGAGUGAAGCCAGACAAGAGUGUUGUAAUUACAGUUUAUGUCAUAGCGAUGUGGGAGGCUGGUUAUUCAACUGAUAAUACUCUAUCUAUUAUCUAUAAGUCUUUGAAUUGGAAUUGUGUUCUCUUUUGUUUGUGGUCUGUAUGUUUUUUUGGCUCAGGUCUUAUGAUAAAACGGGUGUUGUGAUAACUGUACAUGGCCUCCGUCAGAGACUGAAAAUUUUAUUAAUAUACCACAAACCCCAAUACUGAGAAAAGAGUAUUGUUCAACUGUCAAGCACUAUGAGAAUGUAGAUUACAAUUUUUGUGUCCCCACUCGGGCUUUGCCAAUGUAAAUAAAUUCUGUGUGUAAAUAGUACUAACUCUCCUUAAGUGUACUCUAAUGAUUAAGGGUGAAGUUCAUUAUUGCUGUAAAGAGCAAUAAAAAAGGUGUUUUUGUAAUUAACUGUUAAUUUCUCUGCUGUAACCGCCUGCCUUUUGAACAUAGGACUGAUUCAAACCACUUUCCAUGUGUGUAUAUGUGUGUUUGCAUAUCUGCUUGUUAUAAUAUAGAAUGACUGUCCAUAAAUAAAAGUUUGUUCAAUUGUA